AUGACCAUCACCACGGACCCCGCUGCUCCUCUUGUCGCUGUUGUAGGCGCCACUGGGACCCAAGGCGGCAGCGUUGUCCUCGCCCUCACCGAAUCCGACAAACCAUAUCGAAUUCGCGCAUUCACCCGCGAUGUCUCGAAACCCGCAGCGAAAGCGUUGUCGGAGAAGGGCAUCGAGGUGGUCGCGGUGACGCUGUCGGUGGAGAAUAGCGGUGCCGUAUUCAAGGCGUUUGAAGGGGCGGACUAUGCUUUCCUUGUCACUAACUGGGCGGAACACGGAGACCCACCGCGGGAAACCAUUGAAGGCAAGCUCAUGAUAGACGCUGCAAAAGCCGCAGGUGUCAAGGGCAUCGUCUGGUCCGGGCUGCCCAGCAUCGACGCUCUGUCUGGCGGCAAAUACAAGAACGUGGGCCAUUUCGAAAGCAAAGCACGCGUCUCCGACUACGGCCGCGCUUCUGGGGUCCCUUUUGUCGACAUCUAG
Molecule: messenger RNA, 480 nt
Organism: Mycena indigotica
Lineage: Eukaryota; Fungi; Basidiomycota; Agaricomycetes; Agaricales; Mycenaceae
Exons: 3
Coding region: 1-480 (159 amino acids)
Source: RefSeq, a predicted model, not a curated record